Messenger RNA from Tribolium madens (black flour beetle), 995 nucleotides. Its product is annotated as meiotic nuclear division protein 1 homolog. The transcript is spliced from 2 exons. The coding region runs from base 256 to 864 and encodes 202 amino acids. NCBI's taxonomy places the organism in Eukaryota, Metazoa, Arthropoda, Insecta, Coleoptera, Tenebrionidae. The record is from RefSeq and is a predicted model, not a curated record. Gene Ontology annotation, biological process: reciprocal meiotic recombination. Gene Ontology annotation, molecular function: double-stranded DNA binding.
UAUAAAUUAACCACAUCAAUAUGACAUAACCUAACUUAUGUUUAAUUGCUUUUUUCGGCGACUGGGAAGCUUAUUUGAUCCAUUAAAUCGUCGAUUUUUGCUUGUAACGUUUCCAAAAUAUCGGCUGAAAUAAAUAAAUGAUUUUCAUCUAAAUCCUGAAUUAUGAAUUUUCGGCCAAGUUUUGUCGUCUCAUCCAAAUAUAAAAGAAACUGUUUCAUGGCUUGGUCACUGAAACAACGUAUUUUUUAGGAGAAAAUGCCCAAAAAAGGUUUAAGUUUUGAAGAGAAAAAGGCUAAAAUGUUGCAAUUGCUUUACGAGACUAGAGAUUUUUAUCGUUUGGAAGAAUUGGAAGUAAUUGCGCCUAAGGAGAAAGGAAUUACAGCGAAUUCUGUCAAAGAAGUGCUCCAAGCUUUGGUGGAUGAUGGUUCUGUUGACAGGGAUAAGAUAGGGGGGUCCAUUUACUUUUGGGCAUUCCCCAGCAAAUUAGUAAAUGCGAAAAAACGCAAUUUUGACGAUCUUCAAACGAAAUUAGAAGCGUCAACGAAAAAAUUGAAAUUAAUUGACGAAAACGUUCAAAAAGCCGAGAAAGAGAAAGAAAAUUCCGAUGAAACCAAGGAAAUCUUGAAAGAAAUUGAAAAAUUACAAGAACUCAAACAAAAACUUGAAUCUCAAUACAAGUCUUGCAAAGAUGUUCAAGACUUAAAAUUAAUGAAAAGUGAGACACAAAAUGUGAAAGACGCGGCAAAUAGAUGGACUGAUAAUAUCUUCGCAGUGAAGUCAUGGUGUAAAAAAAAGUUUAUGAUCGAAGAUAAGGUCCUAAAUAAGCAGUUUGGGAUUCCGGAAGAUUUGGAUUAUAUAGAUUGAGGUUAAGUAAUAUAAAAGAUUAAAAAAAGCUUUAGGGGCUUACCAGGUGACCAAAACGCCUUUCAUCACAUUAACCAUUGUUGAAAAUAGAAUAAGUUGUAGUUUUUUUACGAAAUAAAUUACUUUUGUUA